Messenger RNA from Perkinsus marinus ATCC 50983, 147 nucleotides. RefSeq lists its product as hypothetical. Lineage: Eukaryota; Perkinsozoa; Perkinsida; Perkinsidae. The record is from RefSeq and is a predicted model, not a curated record. The transcript is spliced from 3 exons. Bases 1 to 147 code for a protein of 48 amino acids.
AUGGAUACAGACUUUCUCCUUGUACUUGCAUACAAGGGUGUAAGAGAACGACAGGAGGCACCGGGCAUCAACAUAGUGGCNNNNACCGAGAACCCCUCUUUAGUGAGUAUUAAAUUGGUUUUUUGGUGUCCGAAAGAUUCCCUUUGA